This is a messenger RNA of Mucor mucedo, 3113 nucleotides long. RefSeq names its product potassium/sodium efflux P-type ATPase. NCBI's taxonomy places the organism in Eukaryota, Fungi, Mucoromycota, Mucoromycetes, Mucorales, Mucoraceae. The transcript has 4 exons. Bases 43 to 3054 code for a protein of 1003 amino acids. Gene Ontology annotation, molecular function: ATP hydrolysis activity; P-type calcium transporter activity; ATP binding. Gene Ontology annotation, biological process: intracellular calcium ion homeostasis; calcium ion transmembrane transport. The record is from RefSeq and is a predicted model, not a curated record. Gene Ontology annotation, cellular component: plasma membrane.
CUUUUUUCUCUUUCUUCUUCUUUACAAUUUCAAAAUUAAGUCAUGGAAAAGCCUGUUAUUAAAUUUAAUGAUGAAUCCGCAAAGCCAAAUAUCGAUGUAUCGCAUAAUGAACGUGCUCGGUCGGUAGACACUACUGAUAAACGCUCUUUAUUGAAAUCCGUGCUUAUGCGUAAGCGUAAUUUCAUCCGCAAGGAACCUUCCGGACCCGUCGUAGAGGGCCCACCUUAUCAUACCAUGAAAAUCGAGACAGUAGCCCAGCUUUUAAAAUCCAACCUGGAAGACGGUUUGAUCGAAUCCGAAAUUGAAGAAAAGCGACUUGUGCAUGGAUACAACGAGAUGGAAGGCGACGGUGGUGUCAAUCCAGUCAAGCUCAUGUUGAAACAAUUCCUGAACGUCAUGGUGUUAAUCUUGGUCAUUGCUAUGGCCGUCUCCUUUGCCUUCAAAGAUUGGGUAGAAGCAGGUGUGAUUGCCUUCAUCAUGUUCUUAAACGCUGGUAUUGGUUUUAUGCAAGAAUACAAGGCCGAAAAAACAAUGGAGUCUUUACGUCAAAUGGCCUCUCCUACUGCACAAGUCAUCCGUGAUGGCCAACAAAAAACUGUCGCUACUCGUGAUUUAGUUCCUGGUGAUAUUAUUAUUCUUAAAAAUGGUGAUGUUGUCGGUGCUGAUUGCCGUAUUAUUGAUUCAUUCAACAUGGAUAUAGAUGAAGCUUUACUUACAGGUGAAUCACUGCCUGUAAACAAAGUCAAUGACGUUCUCGAGACUGCUGAAGUUCCUUUAGGCGACCGUAUCAAUAUGACGUAUUCUAGCACAACCUUGUGUAAAGGACGUGGUAAAGCCAUUGUUACCAGCACUGGUAUGCAAACCGAAAUUGGCAAGAUCGCAAAACGAUUAUUAGAAAGCGGUGAAAACUCACGUACUCCACUUCAAAAGUCUCUCGAUCGUAUGGCGCUUGUUUUACUUGCUAUUGCUAUUAUUGCAUUAAUCAUUGUCUUUUCUGUCGCCAAGUUUCAAAUCGAUGAUCAGGUUGUCCUCUAUGGUAUCUCUACCGCUAUUGCUGUUAUCCCCGAAGGUUUGAUUGCCGUUGUUACCCUGACCCAAGCAUUUGGCGUGAAUGCUAUGGCCAAAUCUAAUGCACUUGUACGUCGCUUGGUCGCGCUUGAAAACUUGGGCUCUGUUACAAACAUUUGUUCUGACAAGACGGGUACGUUAACCCAAUCCAAGAUGGUGCUGACUCGUUUCUGGAGACCUGAGGCUGGUUUCUUCAAGGUUUCAGGUCGUGGUUUUGAUAUUGAAGGUGACAUUGAGCAAGAAAGUGACGGUGUGAUUGUGUCCAAGGAAAAACUCGAUGAAGGCUUAUCCGAGUUGGUGCAUUCUGCUGCUCUUUGUAAUAUGAGUGAAAUGCGUCAAAACCAUGAAACUCAGGAAUGGUAUGGCAUGGGUGAUCCUACUGAAAUUGCUUUACAAGCCUUUGCUCACAAGUUAAAUAUGGGAAAGCCUUCUUUAACCAGUGCUGGAUGGAAGUUAAUUUCCGAAUACCCCUUUGAUUCCACUGUAAAACGCAUGAGUGUUAUUGUUGAAUCCAACCAUGGCGAGAAGAUCGCGUAUUUGAAAGGUGCUACCGAGCGUGUUUUAGAAUGUUGUACCAGUGUUCAAUUACCAGAUCGCAUCGAACCUAUCUCUCAAAAGGACUUACAGGCUCUUGUUUCCGAUCAUGUGGAGAAUCUUGCCAAGGGCGGUCUUCGUGUUCUAUCUUUAGCCGCCAAACGUAUCGAACAACAAGAAAUUAGCUUUAGUACUUUUCCUCGUCAAGAAAUCGAACAAGAGAUGGUCUUUUUGGGUCUCGUUGGUAUUUAUGAUCCUCCUCGUGCUGAAUCCAAGGUGGCUGUUGAGAAGUGUCAUCGUGCAGGUAUCACAGUCCACAUGUUGACAGGUGAUCAUAUUGCCACUGCCACUGCUAUUGCUCGUGAAGUGAGUAUCAUUCCCGUUGACGGUGAUGUUGAGCACUUGGUCAUGUCUGCUCAAGCUUUUGAUAAGCUCUCUGAAGAAUCCGUUGAUGCCUUACCCGAAUUACCACUUGUGAUUGCACGCUGUAGUCCUGACACCAAAGUCAAAAUGAUUGAAGCUCUUCAUCGUCGCAAGAAGAUCUCUGGUAUGACAGGUGAUGGUGUGAAUGACAGUCCUUCUCUUAAGGAAUCUGAUAUUGGUAUUGCCAUGGGUCAAGGUGGGUCGGAUGUAGCUAAGCAAGCUUCUGAUAUCAUCCUGGUUGAUGAUAACUUUGCUACCAUUGUUGCUGCCAUUCAAGAAGGUCGUCGUGUAUUUGCCAACAUUUCCAAAUUCACCGUUCAUAUGGUUUCUGUCAAUGUUGCAGAAUUGACACCCUUGAUUUUAUGCUUGGCUUUCCGUGAAGGCAAUAGUAUCGUAUUCCCUCUUUCGCCCAUUCAAAUCCUGUUCAAUAACUUGAUUACCAGUGCCCCACCUGCGAUGGCUCUUGGUCUUGAGCAUGUUCAUCCUGAACAAAUGUUGGUGCCUCCUAGAACUGAAAAGCAAAGUCUCUUUUGUCGCCGUAAUAUCAUCGAUAUUCUUUACUAUGGUGUCAUGAUGGGUCUUAUUUGUUUGGUCAAUUACGCGGUUGUAAUUUAUGGCUAUGGUAAUGGUAGUCUUGGUAUUGACUGUAACAAAUCAUUCAAUCAAAAUGAAUUCCGCGAUACCUGUGUUGAUGUCUAUCGUGCUCGUGGUGCCUUAUUUGUAACGAUGACUGUAUUACUUUUGCUUCACGGUCAUACCUGUCGUGACCUUGUUAACCCUACCUGGACUUGGAAAGGAAUUACGCAAAAGCAAAAUUAUUACAUGUAUUAUUCUUGGUUAUUUGGUUUCGGUAUCAUGUUUAUCGUGCUUUACGUGCCAGUUAUUAAUACUGAAGUGUUUAAGCAUCUUGGUAUUACGUGGGAGUGGGGUAUGGUGGCUGCCUCUGUUGUUGUAUAUAUUUUGUUAGCAGAAGCCUGGAAAUUUGUCAAGAGAAGAUUUUUUCCCGUGCAACAUUUAAUUGCUGUGUAACUUUCUUUUUUUUAUACCUUUUAAUAAAUCUAUGUGUGUCUUUUUCUUUUUUCGGGUUU